Messenger RNA from Poeciliopsis prolifica (blackstripe livebearer), 2287 nucleotides. It is a transcript of the gene ca6, whose product is annotated as carbonic anhydrase VI. The transcript has 10 exons. The record is from RefSeq and is a predicted model, not a curated record. The coding region runs from base 30 to 1649 and encodes 539 amino acids. NCBI's taxonomy places the organism in Eukaryota, Metazoa, Chordata, Actinopteri, Cyprinodontiformes, Poeciliidae. Gene Ontology annotation, molecular function: zinc ion binding; carbonate dehydratase activity.
GUCCUGCGUGACGGUUCCAGGGCGCAGCGAUGGAGAUCCUCUCCGCGUUUGUCUCCGCCGCUCUUGUGUGCCUGGUUAAUGCCGGAGCCCACACUGAUAUACACUGGACGUACAAAGAGGGAGCCUUGGACCAGAUGCACUGGGCAACCAAAUACCCAGCAUGUGGAGGCAAGAAGCAGUCGCCGAUUGACAUCCAGCGGCGCAACGUCAAGUUCAACCAGAACAUGCUGCAGCUGGAGCUGAGCGGGUAUGGCCCUCAGAAGGGAAACUUCCGCAUGACCAACAACGGGCACACAGUUCAAAUCGACCUGCCUUCCUCCAUGAAGAUCACCAAGGGUCUCCCGGGACAGUUCACAGCUGUCCAGAUGCACUUGCACUGGGGCGGCCUGGACCUGGAGGAGAGCGGGGCGGAGCACACCAUAGACGGCAGCCGCUACAUGGCGGAGCUCCACGUUGUUCACUAUAAUUCAGAGAAGUACAACAGCUUUUCUGAGGCCAAAGACAAGUCGGACGGCCUGGCAGUGCUCGCCUUUGUCUAUGACUACGGUCAUUUUGAGAACACCUAUUACAGCGACUUCAUAUCCAACCUGGAGAAAAUCAAGUAUGCGGGUCAGAGCAUGAACAUAUCCAGCAUCGACGUGCGCUCCAUGCUCCCCGAGAACCUCAGCCACUUCUUCAGGUACGAGGGCUCCCUCACCACGCCGCCCUGCUACGAGAGCAUCAUCUGGACCGUGUUCGACACGCCCAUCACUCUGUCACACAACCAGAUCAGGAAGCUGGAGGGCACUCUGAUGGACUUGGAUAACAAGACCCUGUGGAACGAUUACCGCAUCGCUCAGCCGCUCAACGACCGCGUUGUGGAGUCUUCCUUCCUGCCACGCCUUGGGAAAGGAACGUUUUGUCAGCAAGAUGAAAUCGAAUCUAAGCUCCUGAAGAUCGAGGGUCUGAUAACUUCUCUUGGAAAGAAUAUGUAUUCAGGAAUGGGAGAACGCUUCAGCUCAAGGCCUUCCAAAUAUGAGUACGGGGAGCUCUUUCCUCUGGUGCUCAACUUUGAAGACAGAAACUCCGUCAGCUACGCUCUGGCUCCCCUCCACCGCAUGGAUCUGGACGCCUUCACCGUCUGCACGCAUGUUCUCCUCAGGGCCCCGGGGGUCCACACCGUCAUCUCCUACUCCAGCGGCGGCCGCGACAACGAGCUGAUGGUCUCCAUCAGCGAGGACGCGAAUGCGAGGGAGGUGGGCCUCUGGAUCGGCGACGAGUUUGUCAACAUGCCGCACAGCUUCAAUACCCAGGACUGGACCAACUACUGCGUCACCUGGUCGUCCCACUCGGGCGGGGUGGACCUGUGGAUCAACGGCAAGGUGGGGGAGCAGAGGCACCUGCAGAGCAGCCACAUAAUCAACCUCGCCGGCGCGUUCGUGUUGGGCAAAGACCAGGACGGGGUUCUCGGGAUCUCCGACACGGACGCCUUCGUGGGUAAGAUGACGGACGUGAACGUGUGGGACUACGUGCUGACCACCGCGGAGAUCCGAGACCAGUACUUGUGCGAGAGGAACAGCAGCAUGGUGGGGAACGUGUUGAGCUGGGGGGCCAGCAGGUUCAAGAUGUACGGCGGCGUGCAGCUGGACAACCAGUACAGGUGCUCCUGAUGUGGCUCAACACAUUCCAAGUAAAAUAUUCCAAAUUUGACUCUCUCCGUGUGAAUUGGAGGGGAAUUAGCUGGCAUUUGGAGGUCAUUUAAACAUUAUACAUGAGUAUUAAAACUUACUCUUACCAUAAAGAGAAAUAUUUGCAAACGAUAAACAACUGGUGCUUGACUUUCGGUGAUCUCUGGGUUCGAAUGUGUGGCUUCAAUAGCCUGGAAAUCAUCUGUGGAGGAAUGCAGAGUGCAUGUGGGGGGAGGGCGGGCUUCAUUCCCCUGGCAGUAAGCAGUAUCCUAUAUAUGAGGAAUAGUAAAAAGUAUAUAUGCAUGAAAUCUGGUUGUUUUGCUCCCAAUAAUGCAAUAAAUUACUUUUACGAGCUGUACAGUUGAGGUUUAUUCCCACUUGUUUCUUUGAAUUCCAGUUAAUUCCCAUGGAAAGGUCCUAACGUAGAAAUAUGCCGCCGUACUCCUGAAAAGCCUCCUCUGUACCGCGCCGCAAAACCCCCCACAACAUGACAGCUGAUGGUGUGAGCUUUUUUUAAUGUUUAUGGUCAUGAAGGAUAAAAUGCCCGCCAGGCUCUUGCAGAUCAAUAUUUAAAAUGUGUGUCACGGCUUCAUCCAUGUAUUCAUGUCUUUGCUUCAUAA